AUGUCCAACGGAAAGCCUGUUGACGGGAGCGUCUAUAUAUACGCUCCGAAUAAGAUUGCCCCAGUUUUCUUCGUGGUUGCAUUUGCGACUUCAGGACUCUUCCAUCUCUGGCAAUGUUUUCAUUACCGAUGCUUCAAAGUAACAUCCUACCAUUGGAUUUGCUGCCUCUUCUUUGUUGUCGGCUUCAUAACGCGGGAGUAUGGCGCGUUUAACUACGAAAACCUUCCUGUGUACAUCGCCAGCCAAACAUUCAUCUACAUGUCUCCGCCCCUUCUUGAGCUCGCAAACUACCACGUCCUCGGCCGCCUCCUAUACUAUAUACCCUACUUCGCACCACUCCACCCAGGCCGUGUCCUCACCACCUUCGGUUCCCUGUCCACGCUCGUUGAAGUUACGAACGCAAUCGGCAUAUCCUACAUCGCUAACACCUCGCUGCCUGAGAAUCUCACCAAGCUCGGGCAUAUCUUAAUGAAGACCUCACUUAUCCUCCAGCUCAUCGUCAUCGCGCUUUUCGUUGUGCUUGCAACUAUGACGCACCGUCGCUGCCUCAAAGCCCGCUACGGCAGCCGCGGUGUCGAGGACCUACUUCUAACACUGUACGUCAGUACAGGCAUUAUCUUCAUCCGCACCAUCUACCGCACCGUGGAGCACUUCGCAUUCUUAGACAUCCGCACCGGCCCUACAUUCGACCCAGCCAAACUCAGUCCCAUCUUGCGAUAUGAGUGGCUCUUCUAUGUCUUCGAAGCAAGCGUCAUGCUCGUCAAUGAAGUGUGGUGGAAUAUGAGACAUCCGAGGAGGUAUCUUCCGCAGGAUUAUCGCGUUUAUCUUGCACAGGAUGGACAGACUGAGAUUCAGGGCCCGGGUUGGGAUGACGAAAGGUCGUGGGCUAUGACGUUUUUCGAUCCGUUUGGCAUGAUGGGUAAAGGGAAAGGGAAGGAUAAGGAGAAACGUAAGGAGUUUUGGGAGAUUAAUGGGUUUGAUAAUGGACAAUCUGGGAUGGAGGUCUGA
Molecule: messenger RNA, 1008 nt
Organism: Lindgomyces ingoldianus
Lineage: Eukaryota; Fungi; Ascomycota; Dothideomycetes; Pleosporales; Lindgomycetaceae
Exons: 4
Coding region: 1-1008 (335 amino acids)
Cellular component (GO): membrane
Source: RefSeq, a predicted model, not a curated record